CAUCAACAUAUUCAUCACCAGUAAUCUCAUAGAGAUAAGGUUCUGCUUUUAUUAUACAUUUAAUGCUCUCUUCUCUUUUUGAAGUUCACAUGCAAAAUCUCAUGAACACUCUACGUUCACCCCUAUAUGAAUAGCCUCAUGUUACUAUUACUCUUACAAAAAACAAAAUUUUUAUACUAAACAAGAGUGUAGUCUUCUUUCUUUCUUCAUGGCUCGGAACAAGCUCGAGUUUCCACUUGAUGCUGAGGCUUAUGAGAUCAUAUGCAAGAUAGGCGUUGGUGUCAGUGCUUCAGUCUACAAAGCCGUAUGCAUUCCCAUGAACUCAACAGUAGUGGCCAUUAAAGCCAUCGAUCUUGAUCAGUCUCGAGCUGACUUCGACAGUCUUCGCCGUGAAACAAAGACCAUGUCUCUUCUUUCUCAUCCCAACAUCCUCAACGCUUAUUGUUCGUUCACCGUUGAUCGAUGCCUUUGGGUGGUCAUGCCUUUCAUGUCUUGCGGCUCUCUUCAUUCCAUCGUCUCUUCCUCUUUCCCUGAAGGGCUACCCGAAAAUUGCAUUUCCGUGUUCCUCAAGGAAACUCUUAACGCAAUCUCGUAUCUUCACGACCAGGGUCAUCUGCACCGUGACAUCAAAGCUGGUAAUAUUCUUGUAGACUCUGAUGGAUCCGUGAAGCUCGCUGACUUUGGAGUAUCCGCAUCCAUCUAUGAACCUGUUGUCACGUCGUCUGGAACGACGUCGUCUUCUUUAAGGCUGACUGAUAUAGCGGGAACGCCGUAUUGGAUGGCUCCUGAAGUGGUUCACUCUCACACGGGGUACGGUUUCAAGGCAGACAUAUGGUCGUUCGGGAUAACGGCGUUGGAGUUAGCUCACGGUAGACCUCCGUUAUCUCACUUACCGCCGUUAAAGAGUUUACUCAUGAAGAUCACCAAACGGUUUCAUUUCGCUGAUUACGAGAUCAACAAGAGCGGCUGUGGUAAAAAGAAGUUCUCAAAAGCGUUUAGAGAAAUGGUUGGUUUGUGUCUUGAGCAAGACCCUGCUAAAAGACCUUCUGCCGAGAAGUUGCUGAAGCAUCCCUUCUUUAGGAACUGCAAAGGAGUUGAUUUUGUGGUCAAGAACGUGUUGCACGGCUUGUCAAACACGGAACAUAUGUUUAUCGAGAGCCAGGUUUUGAUCAAGGGUGUUGAAGAUGAUGAAGAGGAUGAUGAGGAGAUAGUGAAGAACAGGAGAAUCAGCGGGUGGAACUUCCGUGAAGACGAUCUUCAGCUUUGUCCAGUGUUUCCAACUACUGAAUCAGACACUUCUGAGUUCAGUCCACGUGAAGUAGAUCCAGUCCAAGACAAACCGGAAGGCGAUGAUAACGUCGUGUUAACCGGAUCAGAAACUGGUUUAGGUUUGUCAGACCGAAACGAGGAAGCUAAGGAACAAGAAGGUGAGGUUUGCGGGUUUGACAGAGAUUUGGUUUUAGAGAAACUGAAUCUGUUGAAGAAAAGCUUGGAGCAUCAACGAGCAAGAGUGUUGGUGAUAAUUGAAGCUUUGAGUGGGGAGAAAGAAGAGAGGAACAGAGAAGAAGAGCUCCUAGAGAUGGUGGAGAAGCUGAAGAUUGAGUUGGAAGCUGAGAAGAUGAAGACCUUGCGUGCUGAGAAAGAAAGUGUUUUAAGUUAACUAUUUGAAAAAAAAAUUAAUGGCGACGAAUUUGAUCAUGGUUUUUAGUUUUUGUUUAAAUAUUUUUCUCGUUUAGAUUAUUGCCACUAGAUUCCAUAAAAUUUAGUACACUAGUUAUGACUUAUGAUUGUCAAUCGUAUUUAUGAACUUAUCGAAUAAUAAUUUAUUAAUUUAUCUUUGUA
Brassica rapa (field mustard) is the source of this 1842-nucleotide messenger RNA. RefSeq names its product serine/threonine-protein kinase BLUS1. Lineage: Eukaryota; Viridiplantae; Streptophyta; Magnoliopsida; Brassicales; Brassicaceae. Gene Ontology annotation, biological process: regulation of stomatal opening; protein phosphorylation. Gene Ontology annotation, molecular function: protein serine/threonine kinase activator activity; ATP binding; protein kinase activity. The record is from RefSeq and is a predicted model, not a curated record.